CGGCCGUAAAGCGCGGCGCGGAGGUCGCGGCAGCGGCCGCGCUUGACGGCGGCGGGCGUCGCGCAAGGGCCGGUGAAGGACGGCGGUGCCGGUGCCGGUGCCCGCGCCCGCCGCCAUGCCGUUCCUGGACCUGCAGCGGCAGCUGGGCCUCGACAUGGACCGCUGGCUGCUGCGGCAGAGCACGGCGCAGCCCUACGGCAACGUCGGGGCCUGCCACGCCUUCGAGCGGGAGUGGGUGGAGUGCGGGCACGGCCUGGGCCAGACGCGGGCCCGCCGCGAGUGCCAGCCCGAGUACGAGGACUUCAUGGAGUGCAUGCACCGCACCAAGCUGGCUGCGCGUCUGAAAAAGAUCCUGGAGCAGAGGGACAAGAUGAUCAAGGAAGGGAAGUACGCCCCGCCUGACUACCACGGGAGCCAGCAAGAGCCCAAGCCUUGACGCGCUGGGACCCCACAUCAGUCGUCUGCAGCCGAGGAAGUGAAGCCCCUGGAAGGAAAGCGCCCGGCACGGGUGGGCUCCGCUGCGGCUGGUCCACGCACCGCGGGGUCGGGGCUGCCUGACGGCCUUGCCCUGACUGAAGGGGAAUGACACCCGUGUCAGGCAUUAAUGCUGUGCUAGUAAACGUUUCCUUUGGAACAGC
Messenger RNA from Cygnus atratus (black swan), 638 nucleotides. RefSeq names its product NADH:ubiquinone oxidoreductase subunit S5 (gene NDUFS5). Gene Ontology annotation, biological process: mitochondrial respiratory chain complex I assembly. The record is from RefSeq and is a predicted model, not a curated record. Bases 116 to 436 code for a protein of 106 amino acids. The transcript has 2 exons. Lineage: Eukaryota; Metazoa; Chordata; Aves; Anseriformes; Anatidae.